Corylus avellana is the source of this 330-nucleotide messenger RNA. Lineage: Eukaryota; Viridiplantae; Streptophyta; Magnoliopsida; Fagales; Betulaceae. The record is from RefSeq and is a predicted model, not a curated record.
AUGAUAGCUCUUUCGGAAGCUCCAAGAGCAAGAUCAGGAGCUACUGCGGCUGCAAUCUUCCUGUUGUGGGUCUUCUUAAUCUCCACCCAGAUAGCUUUGUAUUGCGCUGCUGCUGCUCAUGAAGACACCGGCGGCCGCUUCAUUAGGUCUCCGCCCGCCAGGAAAGAACGUUUUUCCGAGACGACGGCGCCGCCGUUGUUCCAUGCACCUUCAAGCAGUACUGCUCCAGCUCAGCAGCUUCUGGGUGGGGCCAAGAAUGGCGAUCCGGACACGCUUUAUGGAGACGACAAGAGAAUAAUUCAUACAGGUCCCAAUCCUCUUCAUAACUAG